AUGAGGACGGUGUCUUUCGCUUUCGGCUCGCUGAUCUUCUUCCGCGUCUUGGGGAGGACGAUUCGUGCAGCACGGCGUCGGGAUCUUCCUCUACUGCCUCGGCGCCUUCUCUGGGUAUCAUGCCCGAGGGAUGGCUUCCUCGUGGAGGCGCGCCGCCGUCGCGGGUUUGCCUUCGCGAGCCGCUCCGCGCAGAUCGGCUUCCUGUACCUCCGGUCUUCCGUCCUUUCCGUGGUGAAGGCGGUGGCGAUGUUGCUGGUCGUCUUCCCGCCGCCAUGGAGGCGGACAGCAGCGCUGGAGAUGCUGCAGGCGGAGCUAUUUUUCUCGCUGGAAUUGAUCCUCUUGUGCGUCGUGGCCUCCCUGCGGAAGCGGGCCAGCCUCUUCGGCAUGGGCUCGCUGGUGCUCCCGCUGGUGGCGGUCCCCUCCGAGGCGGCUCCUUGGUGCGUUUUCAUAGUGACCCACGGCUGGUACCUCAAGAGGAAUAUUGGGAGUGCGUGUUGA
This is a messenger RNA of Prorocentrum cordatum, 498 nucleotides long. NCBI's taxonomy places the organism in Eukaryota, Dinophyceae, Prorocentrales, Prorocentraceae. The record is from the annotation of a GenBank genome assembly.